Molecule: messenger RNA, 2947 nt
Organism: Phascolarctos cinereus (koala)
Lineage: Eukaryota; Metazoa; Chordata; Mammalia; Diprotodontia; Phascolarctidae
Product: ras-related protein Rab-39B-like
Molecular function (GO): GTPase activity; GTP binding
Source: RefSeq, a predicted model, not a curated record
UACAAACCUGCUGUGUUCUAAAGCUGCCCAGUCCCCAGAACCUUCUCUGCUGUUCCUGGUGGGAGCUCCCCUCCUCCUCUGAUGGCUCCGACCCUGCCCAUGGAUGCCCUCUGGCAGUACCAGUUCCGCCUUAUCCUUCUGGGCGACUCUACAGUGGGCAAGUCCUCCCUGCUGAGACGUUACACGGAGGGUGUCUUUGUGGACUGUAUCGACCAGACAGUGGGAGUCGAUUUCUACGUCCACUUUGUGGAAGUGGAGCCUGGAGUCCAGGUGAAGCUGCAGUUCUGGGACACAGCCGGCCAGGAGCGAUUCAGGUCAGUGACUCGGUCUUACUACCGAAACUCAGCAGGUUGGCUGUUGCUGUUUGACGUGGCCAACCGAGCAUCCUUUGAGAACAUUCCCAAAUGGCACCAGGAGGUCAUGGAGAAAGUGAAGCCCUUUGGCAUCAUCCUCGUAGUGGUGGGGCACAAGAGUGACCUGGUAGCCGAGAGACAAGUGACCCCUGAGGAGGGAGAGAAGUUGGCCUCCUCACUGGGGGCCCGCUACGUGGAGACCUCAGCCAAGAGCGAUAGCAACGUCACCUUGGCCGUCCAGCUGCUCACCCAGGACAUCUUUGAGGCUGUGAAGAAGGGGACCAUGGGCCCGAACACAGAGUGGGAUGGAGUGAGGAGCCGGGUGCCGGCCCAACCCAGGCAGCAAGAGGCAAAGAACAGAGGUGGGGAGGGGUGGAAAUGUCCAUGCUGGUGACUCACUGAAUGUCACACCGGGUUUCUGAGGUGACAGCUCCCAUCUCCAGCCUUGUACAUGCAUGAAGCAUGGUGCCUGGCCUCUUCUAGAGGGGAAGGGCUAUUUCCUUUGUUUGUUUUUUCCUUCCUUCCCUCCCCCUUUCACACUAAUGCUGGGCACAUAGUGAGCACUCAAAAAAAAGCUUCAUGACCCACUGAUUUCCAGCUAACUCUCAGUUACCUGGUGGUUGACUUAGCCGCUUCCAGGGUAACUUCUUUCCACAAAUAUCUGCAUUUGCCACAACUUUGAAUGGUCAACUGUACCAAAGGGCACCACAGAAUCUAAUCAGUUGCUACUCACUAGCUUUGUGUUCCUGGAUGAGUUGCUUCACUUCUCAGCCUUAGUUUUCCUCAUCCGUAAAAUGGGCCUGAUUAAUACCAAUAAGCUAAUACUUAAAUUAAUAAAAAUAAAGUAGGAUAAUACCUACUUUUCUCAUAGGGUUAUCACGAAGAUAUGCAGCUUCUUGUAAAAGUGAUUGGAUUUAUUAGGUUUCUUGGUCUUUGCUCACUGGCCCUAGUCUUUUUUUUUUGCUUUUUGGUGAGGCAAUCGGGGUUGAGUGACUUGCCCAGGGUCACACAGCUAGUAAUUGUCAAGUGUCUGCGUCAGGAUUUGAACUCGGGUCCUCCUGUGCUCUAUCCACUGCACCACCUUAGCUGCCCUGAUUUCUCCUUAUUCUAAGAAAGGCCCUGCCUCAGGUUUUUCAGCAUCUGCCUCAAGUGGGAGCUGGAGUGAACGACUCACUGUGAAUGUUGAAGUGGACAAAGCCAGAGCAUGACUUAACACAGAGAGCACAGGGUCGGCAGUUUGGGAACUGCCAAUGUGGCCAGCUUUACAGUCUUAGCAGGGUCAGAUAGCUCCUCUGUGGCUCUGUUCCCUGACAGUCUUAGCAGGGUCAGAUAGCAACUCUAUGGCUCUGUUCCCUGAUGACCUAAGGCAGGUCUAACCCAUAAUCAGCCCAGACUGCUAGACUAGGCCCUGAUCCUAAAGGAGGUAGGGAACAAAGACAGUCUCGGCUGAACCCGUUUCCUGGGUUGUUCCAGCCUCAGUGAUCCUGGUCAUAGUAGGCUGCAAUCUUGACUCUCUUAGUUGUGUGUGGCCCUUUGUACCCUCAUAUUUAUUAGGUUUCUUGGUCUCACUGGCCCUAGUCUUAACUGCUAGUGUUCAGUCUUAUCUGCUUACUCAGGAUAUGAAACUCCUUUGACAUCAACCUAAUAAAUUCAUGAUGCCAAUUCAAAACAUUUUGGGUUUUUCCAUUCCCUGGUUCCCUACUCUAGCGAGGAGCUGGGGCUUUGGUCUCAGAGAAGCCUUGGUGUCUGGCAACUUCAAACUGCUAGUCUGGAACUUCCCUUUGGACCACACUUUCUCCAACAUCAACUAACUUCUGGAGGAAUGAGCAGAGCUGGUAGAGGCGGGAAAAUGCACGUGGUGGAAGAAGCAAUACCAAGUUCUCUCCCAGGAAAGGAGAAAGGCCCAGCAAUCCAUCUGUUCCAGAGAGGUCAUGCAUUUGGACUGACCAGCCUUUCCCACGCUGCCUGCAACCUCUAGGCAGAGGUGUUUGUAUGUCCAUUCUUCCAAUUUGGGUGGGGUGGAUGGAAUAAUUGGGCCAAAACCAUCAUCCCAUUCCCACCAGUGAUUUGAUUGGCUUUUGGACAGAACACUGGAAAGCUCUAAGAGUGGGUCCUGAGAUCUCGAGUUAGAAAUGCAAUUCAGUUAGCAAACACUGCCCCCUGCUGUCUACAGUUGUCUCCUCAUCCCUUCACUCUCUUCUCCCCAAAGGGGAUGAAGGGGAUGCACCAGGCCAGUGCACCCUGCACUGUUAGAUUAAUAACAUCUUUAUUUCUGAAAAACAAAUCAAAGUCAUAUUCAUAUAAACACUGACGUUACAAAGUAUGGGGAGGAAAGGGAAACAGAAACCUCUACUGUCCACCAAACAAGCCCAGGAUGCUCUCUGUCCCUUGGACAACCACUUAGGAUAAACCACAAACAAAACCUCCUUCGGGCUGAGAUACACUGCUCCCUUCUGAGAGGGCAAGUAAAAGGAAGGGGAACUGGGACCAUAUAAUGGCUAGGGUUUUUUUGGCAGGAGUCUCCUCAGUCACUAUAGAUAUUGCUGUACUGUUAAUAAAAAUAUAUAUGCUUCUCUUUAAAGCAUAAAAAAAAA